Molecule: messenger RNA, 2588 nt
Organism: Periophthalmus magnuspinnatus
Lineage: Eukaryota; Metazoa; Chordata; Actinopteri; Gobiiformes; Gobiidae
Product: homeobox protein CHOX-CAD-like
Exons: 4
Coding region: 225-995 (256 amino acids)
Biological process (GO): regulation of transcription by RNA polymerase II; cell differentiation; animal organ morphogenesis
Cellular component (GO): nucleus
Molecular function (GO): DNA-binding transcription factor activity, RNA polymerase II-specific; RNA polymerase II transcription regulatory region sequence-specific DNA binding
Source: RefSeq, a predicted model, not a curated record
CUGACCCCGGGCCUCCUCUGGACUUGGACCACAGUCCCAGGCUCAGGUCUGGUCAACCCUCCCGACUCUCCUCUCCUCCGCCCCGGGUGUCCUCCUUCCUCUCCCCGGUCACUCCACCCCGGGCAUCCUCCCUCUUCUCCCGGGCCUCCUCCUCGCCCCGGACACCCCUGAGUCCUGCCCCCGCUGGCCCUCGCUCCAGGCUGGACCCCUCAGGCCCCGGGACCAUGUACUACCUGCAGCUGGACAAAGAGCCGCUGUACCCGGCUCAGAGUCGCUUCGUGGCUCCUCCUCAGUACCAGGACUUCGCCGCGUAUCACCACGCUCACCCCGGGCUCAGCGAGGCUCCUCCGGCUCCACAGCCCGCGCCCGGCCCCUGGAGCACGGCCUACGCUGCUCCUCCGCCCCGGGACGACUGGUCCUCUCACUACGGCCACGGACACGCCGCUCCGCCCGCAGCCGCCGGGCCGCAGCCUCCUCCUGUCUCCGCCUCGGUGGCUCCGGGCCUCGGCUUCAGCCCCGCAGAUUACCCCGGGCCUCCUCCGCCGCUGCUGCCCCCCUCUCUGAGCUCCUCGGGCGGCCUGAGCUCGUCCUCCGGGCCGCUGUCCCCGGGCUCCCCGCAGAGACGGACCCCGUACGAGUGGAUCCGCCGCAGCGCCCCGCCCAGCAACCCCAACGGUAAAACCAGGACCAAGGACAAGUACCGCGUGGUCUACACCGACCACCAGAGAUUAGAGCUAGAAAAAGAGUUCCACUACAGCAAAUACAUCACCAUCAGGAGGAAGGCAGAGCUCGCAUCUGCGCUCAGCCUAUCAGAGAGACAGGUGAAGAUUUGGUUCCAGAAUCGUCGCGCCAAAGAACGAAAGAUCAACAAGAAGAAACAGCAGCAGCCGGCGUCCUCCACCACCACGGCCACGCCCCCAGGCAACGCAUCCCUCACCCCUGGCAACAGCAGCGCCAUGGUGACCAGCAGCAUCAGCAUCAAGGAGGAGUUCUGAUUCGACGCCGCGGCUCCCGCUGACCGACGGCUCUCCACUGAGUUUAACCUGCGCAGGGUCCUGAGGGAGGGCGGAGCAAAGAACAGCCACAACCACAUCCAAACUGUACUCGAGUAGCAUAAAACUACUCCAAAGACUCCAACGUGAGACAAUACACGGAACUGUCCCUUUAUGAAACACGUCCUCUGCAUUUGACCCAUCCUUCAGCGUCUCUGGGUGAAACCUCUGUGGACCAUAGACUGUAUAAUCAAAGUGACGUCACCCGCAGUGUUUAGCUCCAAAUGACGCUCAUCGAGGCUAGCGGCUAAUCUGGAGCCCAGUUCCAUAUUUGGAAUUUCGACUGCAAGUAUCAUAGCAACCAAAGAGCCAAUCUGGAGUGAGGCUGUUGAUGGUGACGCCCCUUCCCGCUCGCACCGCUGGUUUGACAAGAAGCGGGCGCUUAGUAACGAUUUUAAUCAAACUAACUGCUAGCUGGAGUCACCUCAGGGAAAGAAGGACCUGAUUUGUCUGUUAUUAAUGUUCAUAUCUUGAUUUACAGACACAAUAGUGAAAUAAAAACCCCAGGAUCAUGUAGAGGGUUAAUACGAACAUUUAAGACCAAAACGAGUCUGACAGCAGCGGCUAUAGUGAGAGGGGACACCGUUUUUCAAUAGAAAAGGAACUGGAACCUGAAGCAGGCCUACGCUCACUUCCUGUUUGGAACGCAGCGGCUAGCAGGUUGGCUAUGUCCAUUUAUAUAUACAGUCUAUGGCCCAGACACAGGGAGAACAUGCAAACUCCACCCAAAGACCACAUGCAAUCCAAGAAUCGAACCACGGACCUUCUGUAGGAGUGGCACAGACGGGUCAGCCCUUUGUCCCCCGUUCCAGUGACAUUCUGACCCCUAGUGGCCGCUCAGAGAGACUGCAGAUCUGAACCUGGACUCUGGAGCAGCUCUCGUGUUGUGGACUGGAGCCAAAAUGGCAUCAAACUUGAACUGAUUUCUCCUACAAUUGGGAGUAAAACUAUAAGUCUGCAGUGGGAUUCCAACCUGGUUUUUAUCCUGGUUUAGUCCUAGGUUAGACCCGAAUGUUUUAGACCUGGUUUAGACCUGGUUUAGUCCUGGUUUAGUCCUGGUUUAGACGUGGCUUGGACCUGAUUUUGAGCAGGUCUAGACUCUCCCUCUGUGUGAUUCCUCUCACCUUUCUGCAUGUUUGUUUGUUAGCAGCUUUAGCGUCUAGCCUUAUUCUAACUUCCUGAGUGCUCCGGCCGAGUCCUUGCGCCCUCUGCUGGAAAACACUGUAGCUUUCUCUUACCAAAAAAUCAGGACUGCUCAGGUUUUCACUUUCAGAAAUAUAAAAAAUAGAAGUUAUAAAUGUGAAGCUAAAGCCCAAAAGACAAGUGCAUACUUUUCUGAAUCACCCUUCACAAAAUGGCCGACACUGUGGCUUGUGCCUUAAAUGACAAGUUUUUACUGUUUUUGUAAAAGAGUGAAUGUUUUGACCAAUCAGAGCGCGCCUCAGCGUCAUGUGACCAAAUGAAUGUAAAAUGUGAUUUUUAUAAAUGUGUAAAUUUACUGUAAUUUGCUUAAACUAAAGAUUUAUUUAAACUGAA